Molecule: messenger RNA, 1185 nt
Organism: Nerophis lumbriciformis (worm pipefish)
Lineage: Eukaryota; Metazoa; Chordata; Actinopteri; Syngnathiformes; Syngnathidae
Source: RefSeq, a predicted model, not a curated record
AUGUCUACACGGGGAAAGAAUACCUAUCUGCUUGAUGGCUCAACACUGGAGAGUAUCAAUGUCAUAAGGAACCACUCAAAGCUCUUUCGAGGAGAAUGUGCGAGAUUGAUCGAGGAUUGCAGCAAAUCUUGCAAGCGCCUGGAGGAUGAUGACAGCGAGAGGUUGGACCAUCGCGUCCGAGACAUUCAGUUUGUGAAGCAGGAGCUGGAGCAGAAGUUGGAGGAGAAUAUUUUGGAGACAGAUCAUCUUAUUGAACUGCAGAACAGAGUGACAAAAGCCAUUGAGUCUUGCAAAGAGCCUCUCAGAGUUACUCUUCUCUGUAUAGAGGAGAGAAACAAACCUCCUGAGAAGGUGCAUGAUCAAGUGAGCAGGGAAUUGCUGAAGGAAGGUGAUCUCACCAAGGGAGUUAUGGCCCUCAUGCAGCGUGUCAUUAAGCAGAUCACUGAGCAAAUACGGUUAAACCAAACGGCUAAAUUUCAACUUGAACAGGACCUCAAGGGGAAAUAUGUGGCUCAGGACUUAGAUACCUCCUGCGCCGCAAUGACCCCACAUUCUCUUAUUAACCCGGAACAAAAGUUAAAAGCCAGUAAUGCUACCUCAGGGUGUUUUGUGACACCUGUUCAGUGGGGGAACCACUCUGAUUUCAAUAUCGGCAAAGCGGAGCAGCAGAAGAAAAACACCAUCUCUUUGAGGGCCCUGGUUGAGUCUCUGCUGGCACAGACUGCCGCUGACAUGCAAAAGCAGUUCGAAGCGACAACAGCAGCUUUCCAGUUCAAUAUCAAGCAGCUCAAGACUGUCAAAAACCAGAUGGAAGACCAACUCACCAAGGUCGUGUCAGAGUUUGCCAGCCAGCAGAAAAAUCGUGAGGAUCUCAUAGUGGCCGUCACAGAGAAUAACCGUUUUCUGAGUUUGGCUCAGAAAAGGCUGAGUGUGCGUCAGCAGAGGCCGACUAAAGAGAAAUGCCACGAUCCAGCGCAAUCACAACUCCUCGCAGAAGUCGGUCAGCUUUCUUUUCAAAUCACCAAGUUACAUGAGACAGUGGAUCAGUCAGAAGAGCAGCAGAGGGCGCUGGUCCGUUGCCAGCUGGAGCUACGACACAAUAUUGAGGUCAAAGACAGGCUCCUCUAUGUUGACGAGGUCAUAUGUGGCCAGCUCAGGAAACCUAUUGUCAUACACAACUUCUGA